ACUUAAAAUCCUAUCCGCGUUUUGAAAACGGAGAACCCCUUAGGAUUUUCAACCGGUACGAUGUAGAGAAUCGCCAACCUUGAUUGUAGAGCCGACCGAGGAGAGUGGGUCAGUGCUGUGGUGGCUCCUUUUGAAGAUGGUUUGAUCAUUGAUGCGGAGCCUUCUGGGUUGAAAAUGCGCACCACAUUGUCCAUAUCUCAACGUCUAAUCCCUAUUCUAGCGGCAAAAAGUCGACCGGGCGACAUCCAAAGUGUAAAUUGUCGGCCUUCAGAUCCCCUGCCAAAAAGGUCAACUCCAUUUCCUCCACUAUGAAGAAACAUAAUCAAUUAGAAGGCGUUGACGCUAAUUUCAAGCCCAAGAGGAGAACAGGAGACGGCCAUCUCAAGGCACCGAGGAGGAAAGACCACAAGAUCGGAGUUGUCGUUAGAGAAACGAAAAGCUAUCAUACCGCGAUACAAUCUCACAACGUUCAAAGGAAGAGAUCAUCACCAGAGAAAGAUGGCUUUGCGUCUUCAAGUUACUUCUUGUUCCCUCAUCCUCCUUGGUUUACUCAUUAUAAUGGUUGCACAACAAAGUACUGCUAGGACAUUAAAUGAUGGCUAUGACAAGUUUCUAAAUCCGAAAAUUAAUGAUGAAACAAACACUCGUAUUAAGGAAGUUGAUGAUGGCCACCAGAGGAUGAGAAAUAAUCAUGUGCAUGCUCAUGCAUCAUCUCACAUGGAACAGUUGGAUCCUUUAUUAUAUGUUUUCUUCACCUUAAGUGAUUUGAAAGAUGGGAAAAAAAUGCCAAUUUACUUUCCAUACUCAAGCCCAUCUGAAACCCCAAAACUACUGCCUAGAGAAGAAGCUGAUUCAAUUCCUUUCGCAUCAUCACAACUUGAAUACCUUCUAUCUCUAUUCUCUUUCCCAAAAGACUCUCCCCAAGCCAAAGCUGUUGAAUAUACUCUUACACAGUGUGAGCUUGAAUCCAUCAAAGGAGAGACCAAAUUCUGUGCCACUUCUUUAGAAUCAAUGCUGGAUUUUACCAGAAAAAUGUUGGGAGCCGAUACCCAAUUGAAAGUUUUGACCUCCACUCGUCUCUCCAACUCCACUAUCCUCCUUCAAAACUACACAAUUUUGGAAGAACCCAAAGAAACAGUGGCUGCAAAAAUGGUGGCAUGCCAUGGCAUGCCUUACCCUUAUGCUAUUUUUUACUGCCAUUGUCAAGAGAGCAAAAACAGAGUGUUUGAGAUUUUACUAGGGGCUGAGAAUGGAGAUAGAGUGAAAGCAAGUGCCAUUUGCCACAUGGAUACCUCUCAGUGGGACAAAGAUCAUGCCUCAUUUGAAGUUCUGAAAACUAAACCAGGAGCUUCUCAUGUUUGCCAUUUUGUCUCUACAGAUAGUUUAGUUUGGCUGGCUGCCUAAUCCUACAUUAUAUUAUUUACUUUAGUGGUUGAUUGAUUUACUAAUUUUGUAUUUGUGUUAUACUUCCUGGCUUGAUUUUAGGUGGUUUGUUAGUUUUUUAUAGUGUGUUAUUAGUUGAAGACUUCUCCUUAUAUUAUCUACAAGUGAAGUUUGGCUGAAGUAAAUUCUUAGCUCUCUGCGAA
This is a messenger RNA of Momordica charantia (bitter melon), 1586 nucleotides long. NCBI's taxonomy places the organism in Eukaryota, Viridiplantae, Streptophyta, Magnoliopsida, Cucurbitales, Cucurbitaceae. The record is from RefSeq and is a predicted model, not a curated record.